Messenger RNA from Mastomys coucha (southern multimammate mouse), 711 nucleotides. Its product is annotated as glutathione S-transferase Mu 2-like. Gene Ontology annotation, biological process: glutathione metabolic process. Lineage: Eukaryota; Metazoa; Chordata; Mammalia; Rodentia; Muridae. The record is from RefSeq and is a predicted model, not a curated record. Gene Ontology annotation, molecular function: glutathione transferase activity.
ACCAGCACCAUGCCUAUGACUCUGGGUUACUGGGACAUUCGUGGGUUGGGUCACGCUAUCCGGCUGCUCCUGGAAUACACAGACUCAAGCUAUGAGGAGAAGAGAUACACCAUGGGCGACGCUCCUGACUUUGACAGAAGCCAGUGGCUGAAUGAGAAAUUCAAGCUAGGCCUGGAUUUUCCUAAUCUGCCCUACUUAAUUGACGGGUCACACAAGAUCACCCAGAGCAAUGCCAUCCUGCGCUACCUUGGCCGCAAGCACAACCUGUGUGGAGAGACAGAGGAGGAGAGGCUCCGUGUGGACAUUUUGGAGAACCACUCGGUGCAGCUUGCAAUGGUCUGCUACAGCCCUGAGUUUGAGAAACGGAAGCCAGAAUUCUUAGAGGGUCUCCCUGAGAAGAUGAAGCUCUACUCUGAUUUCCUGGGCGAGCAGCCAUGGUUUACCGGGGACAAGAUCACCUAUGUGGAUUUCCUCAUCUAUGAUGUCCUUGAUAGACACCGUAUAUUUGAGCCCAAGUGCCUGGACGCCUUCCCAAACCUGAAGGACUUCCUGGAUCGCUUUGAGGCCCUGAAGAACAUCUCUGCCUACAUGAAGUCUAGCCGCUUCCUUUCAGGUCCCAUGUAUUUGAAGACAGCCCUGUGGGGUAACAAGUAGAGCACCUUAAUACCAGAGCCAGAAGGAGAUCCACCACUGCGCUUGCUGGCCCUUGGU